Messenger RNA from Dufourea novaeangliae, 921 nucleotides. It is a transcript of the gene l(3)mbn, whose product is annotated as protein lethal(3)malignant blood neoplasm 1. The record is from RefSeq and is a predicted model, not a curated record. NCBI's taxonomy places the organism in Eukaryota, Metazoa, Arthropoda, Insecta, Hymenoptera, Halictidae. The transcript is spliced from 4 exons. Bases 1 to 921 code for a protein of 306 amino acids.
AUGGCAUUCAAAGUUCUGUGCGUUCUGUGUUGCAUUUCGUUGGGAGAUUUCGCACGGGGAGCCGAGAACAACGCGGAGAACCGGCCGUACGAAUUUUCAUUCAACAUCGUCGACUUCCAGCACCGAUACGAAAAGAAAGACGCUGAUGGAAUCAUCAACGGAGAGUACGGAUUCGUAACCGCGGACGGAGUGUAUCACGAGACCGGAUACGCCACAGACGAGAACGACAAUUUCAUUAUCACCAGAAUGAGGAACAGGAAGAUCACCAGUCUGAAGGAUGCUUUGGAGAUAUUCAAAGACAGGCCGGAGGCGGCGAAGAAACUAGUAGAGGCUGUGGCGAAUGCUUGCGGUGGAUGCAAAAUUCCCAUAAAAGACGACAAGGUGGUUAGCCCGACACCGGUUGCUCCGACAAUCGCAACGUCUACUUCGCGAGCAAAAUUCGGCCCUCUGCUGGAGAACAUGACAAGGACCCUGACGGAAAACGGAAAUCCUGGUGAAGCGCCGAAGAAAGAAAAAUUGUUCCCAGAGAGGAAUAGAAUCCUCGAAAUCUCCAAGGAUGCGUCGCACGAGAGAAGGGGGAAAAGCUUGUUGAAGGAUCUCCCAAAGAACACGACGGAUUCAACGAAACAGUUCUCGAGAAAAGGGGGGGAGGAUACGAAUUCAAGGGGCGCGGUGGCGAACGAUAUUUACUAUCGUUUCAACUACACGAUUACGUCUCACGAUCACCAGGAGGACGGUUACAGAAGCGGCAAAAAGGACGGCAGUUAUCGGGCACAAAGUGAAAAUGGUGUCGACACUCAGGUGAGGUAUCUGUCGAACGAAUUCGGUCAUCAGCCCAACAUUUCGUUCGUUCCCAGAGCGAAUGAGACGACGGCGAGCCAGCGUCUCAAGGGAUAUUCGUUCCUCUGGUACUGGUCGUGA